Octodon degus (degu) is the source of this 3464-nucleotide messenger RNA. RefSeq names its product DNA replication helicase/nuclease 2 (gene Dna2). The record is from RefSeq and is a predicted model, not a curated record. Gene Ontology annotation, biological process: replication fork reversal. The transcript has 21 exons. Gene Ontology annotation, molecular function: single-stranded DNA helicase activity; 5'-flap endonuclease activity. Gene Ontology annotation, cellular component: cytoplasm. Lineage: Eukaryota; Metazoa; Chordata; Mammalia; Rodentia; Octodontidae. The coding region runs from base 62 to 3274 and encodes 1070 amino acids.
UGCAGGCUUGUCUGUUUCGCUGGACGCUACCUAGCUAGUGCUUUCCGUCUCCGAUCCCGGGAUGGAACAGGUGGACCCGCUGGAGCUGCUGAUGGAUGAGGGUUUCGAGGAGGAGGCUGCGCCGCCGGCGGAUCGAUUUCAGAAGAAAGUGGAAGCUUCCUUUCCCAGAACAAUUCUGAGCCGAGGACCUGAUAAUCGUUACCUGGUGUUAGCAGUUGACUUCGUGAAGAACAAAGAAGGAAGCUAUGAAAAGCACCUAAUAGUCACCGCGUCCUGGUCACUAGAACGUAAAGAACAGUGUAUCCUUAGGAAUGACUGGUGUUCUGUACCAGUACAACCAGGGGACAUCAUUCAUUUGGAAGGAGACUGCUCAUAUGAUACUUGGAUAAUAGAUAAAGAUUCUGGGUUUUUGAUCCUAUAUCCAGACAUGCUGAUUUCUGGUACAAGCAUAGCCAGUAGUAUUCGCUGUAUGAGAAGAGCUGUCCUGAGUGAAACUUUUAGGGGCUCCGAUCUAGCCACACGCCAGAUGCUGAUUGGUACGAUUCUUCAUGAAAUAUUUCAGAAAGCAAUAACUAAUAGCUUUGCACCAGAAAAGCUAAGAGAACUUGCUUUUCAAACUGUUCAAGAAAUACGGCAUUUGAAGGAAAUGUACCGCUUGAAUCUGAGUCAGGAUGAAAUAAAACAAGAAGUAGAGGAGUAUCUUCCUUCCUUUUCCAAGUGGGCUAGAGCCUUCAUGCACAAGAGUGUUUCUGCCGACUUCCCUCAGAUGCAGCUCUCCCUGCCAAGUGAUGGUAGUAACAGCAAUUCAACGUGUAACAUCGAAGUGAUAAGUUCAUUGGAUAUCGAAGAAAGCAUUUGGUCCCCAAGGUUUGGCAUGAAAGGCAAAAUAGAUGUUACAGUUGGUGUGAAAAUACAUCGAGGUUGUAAAGCAAGAUAUAAAAUCAUGCCACUGGAGCUUAAAACUGGCAAAGAAUCCAAUUCUAUUGAACAUCGUGGUCAGGUGGUUCUCUACACACUGUUGAGCCAGGAGAGGAGGGCGGACCCUGAGGCCGGCUGGCUUCUCUACCUCAAGACGGGGCAGAUGUAUCCUGUGCCUGCUAAGCAUCUGGAUAAGAGAGAAUUAUUAAAGCUAAGAAACCAGAUGGUAUUCACUUUGCUGCACCGUACUAGCAAAUUUGCUGCUGAAAAGGAGACACAGCUUGCCUCUUUGCCUCAGAUAAUUGAGGAGGAGAAAACCUGUAAAUACUGUUCACAAAUGAACAACUGUGCUCUUUAUAGCAGAGCAGUGGAGCAGCAGAUGGAGGAUAGUUCAGUCCCCGUGGUCAUGCUGCCCAGAAUACAAGAGGCUACCGAGCACCUGAAGCCCACACACUUACAGUAUUUCAGCCUUUGGUGUCUCAUGUUAACCCUGGAGUCACAGUCAAAAGAUAACAGACAGAGUCAUCAGAAUAUCUGGUUUGUGCCUGCCUCUGAAAUGGAGAAGAGUGGUGGCUGCAUUGGCAGCCUGAUCAGAACAGAACCUGCAGAGAGAGUUUGUGAUGGACAAUACUUGCAUAACUUCCAGCGUAAAAAUGGUGCCAUGCCUGUCACGAAUCUAAUGGCAGGAGACAGAGUUAUUUUAAGUGGAGAAGAGAGAUCACUUUUUGCUCUGUGCAGAGGAUAUGUAAAGGAGAUUAACAUGGCAACAGUAACUUGUUUAUUAGACAGGAAUUUGUCAGUACUUCCUGAAUCGACUUUGUUCAGGUUAGACCAGGAAGAAAAAAACUGUGAUAUAGACACGCCAUUAGGAAAUCUCUCUAAAUUGAUGGAAAACACUCAGCCAAGCAAGAGACUUCGAGAGUUAAUCAUCGACUUCUGGGAGCCUCAGUUUAUACCCUACCUCAGUUCUGUCCUUCCACAUGAUGCAAAGGAUACAGUGGCCAGCAUUCUAAAAGGUUUAAAUAAGCCUCAGAGACAAGCCAUGAAGAAGGUUCUUCUUUCAAAAGAUUAUACACUCAUCGUAGGCAUGCCUGGGACAGGAAAAACCACCACCAUCUGCUCCCUUGUGAGAAUCCUCUAUGCCUGUGGCUUCAGUGUUUUGUUGACCAGUUAUACACAUUCUGCUGUUGACAAUAUUCUUUUGAAGUUAGCCAAGUUUAAAAUUGGAUUUUUGCGUUUGGGUCAGACUCAGAAGGUUCAUCCGGAUAUCCACAAAUUUACAGAGGAGGAGAUUUGCAGAUCAAAAUCCAUUAAAUCCUUGUCUGUUCUAGAAGAGCUGUAUAACAGUCAACUUAUAGUUGCAACAACAUGUAUGGGAAUAAACCAUCCAAUAUUUUCCCGGAAAUCUUUUGAUUUUUGUAUUGUUGAUGAAGCCUCCCAGAUCAGCCAACCAGUUUGCCUGGGGCCACUUUUUUUUUCUCGGAGGUUUGUGUUGGUGGGAGAUCACCGGCAGCUUCCUCCCUUGGUGCAGAACCGGGAAGCAAGAACUCUUGGCAUGAGUGAAAGCUUGUUCAAGAGGCUGGAGCAGAAGAAGAGUGCCGUGGUCCAGUUAACAGUGCAGUACAGAAUGAACAGUACAAUCAUGUCCUUAAGUAAUAAGCUGACCUAUGAAGGAAAGCUGGAGUGUGGGUCAGACAGAGUGGCCAGCGCAGUGAUUGCUCUGCCUAACUUUAAAGACGUCAAACUGGAACUGGAAUUUUAUGCUGAUUAUUCUGAUAGUCCUUGGCUGAAUGGAGUAUUUGAACCAAGUAAUCCUGUUUGCUUUCUCAAUACAGAAAAGGUUCCAGCACCUGAAAAAGUUGAAAAGAGUGGUGUGAGCAAUAUAGUGGAAGCCAAACUCAUAGUUUUCUUGACUACAAUGUUUAUUAAGGCUGGAUGUAAUCCCUCUGAUAUUGGUAUCAUUGCACCAUACAGACAGCAAUUAAAGAUCAUCAAUGAUUUAUUGGCACGUUCUUCUUUUGGGAUGGUCGAAGUUAAUACAGUAGACAAAUACCAAGGAAGAGACAAAAGAAUAAUCCUGCUAUCUUUUGUUAGAAAUAAUAAGGAUGGAACUCUUGGUGAACUCUGGAAAGACUGGCGACGUCUCAAUGUUGCUAUCACCAGAGCCAAGCACAAGCUGAUCCUCCUGGGGGGUGUGCCCUCACUGACGCGCUACCCUCCUUUGGAGAAACUGCUUUGCCAUCUAAGGUCAGAAAAGUUAAUCAUCGAUCUUCCAUCAAGAGAGCACCAAAGUCUCUGUCACAUACUGGGAGAUUUCAGAGAGCAUGAGGCACUGCUUUCUUCCUGUUCACACUAGGGCAGUGUCCCCGAGCUGGUGCUACUAUUCCUAAUUUUGGUUUGCUGAAAAACAAAGCCUGGAAAAACUCUGAAGAUGACUUGUAUUCAAAGUGUGCUCUACAAAGUUCCAGUUGUUUCUUUUUCUUAAAUUUAUUUUAUUUAUGCUUGUUAAACAUAAAAUUCUGUUGCCACACAAUAUUUACUUAGUU